Molecule: messenger RNA, 489 nt
Organism: Lactuca saligna
Lineage: Eukaryota; Viridiplantae; Streptophyta; Magnoliopsida; Asterales; Asteraceae
Source: the annotation of a GenBank genome assembly
AUGAGGCUGGAAUUGAAGUCGGAACAUGGGUUUGAGAAGGCGAGUUUGGUACAGUUAUGGAGAUUUUUGAUAGGACCAGGAAAUGAUUCAAAUAGAUGUGUCAAACAAGAUUCGUCUUUCUUAUAUGGGGUUAAUGGUGGGAGGAAGAUGAAUAUGAAGAUGGAGAAAUGCAAAAACAGCCCUCCAUCUGUUCUUUUAAUUCCUCUGAUGGAGCUUACUUUGACAAAUGAUACAACUAAUCUGAGUUACUGGUUGACAUGGAACUUCUUACUAUGUGCAACAUGGGUCUUUAUUUCCAUGGUUAUAGCAUCAUAUCUAAUUUGGAAAUACGAAGGGUCAACUAAUACAGAUAAUUAUAAAGAGCAGCUGGAACUUCGGAUGUUGCCACUCAUGGGACUGAUUUAUUUUUCUAUUAUACUCAGUGGACUUUGUCUUUGGUUACCUUAUAUUUUGCGUUUGGAUCAGUGCUCUCGGCUUAUGGAUGUUUGA